Schizophyllum commune H4-8 is the source of this 2058-nucleotide messenger RNA. RefSeq lists its product as uncharacterized. The record is from RefSeq and is a predicted model, not a curated record. The transcript has 2 exons. NCBI's taxonomy places the organism in Eukaryota, Fungi, Basidiomycota, Agaricomycetes, Agaricales, Schizophyllaceae. The coding region runs from base 1 to 2058 and encodes 685 amino acids.
AUGAUCCGGGCAACGUACAGCAAGCAGGGCAACGAGAACCGUCAUCCUCGCUCUCAACCCACCUCGUCGCCGGAAGAGAUCACUGUCGCCGAAAUGUCACGUCGGAUGCUGAAGCGCUCACGCUCCGCCUGCAACGUCUCUAAGCCUAACGCCGGAAACGAACUCGCUGACAGCGCGCGGAAACGCCUCAGGAACACUAACAACAUUCUAUCGCGCCCAUCUUCGCCAAAAUCUGACGCAUAUACCCAGCUUUCGGACGCGUACACCACCCCGCAUCCUAGCAUUCUGGCAGACUCCGUCAAGUUCAAGCUCAAAUCGUCUCGUGGCAACGCAGUUACCCCCGACUAUUUCAGUCCUGCUCCUCCCCCUCGCCGCGCUCUUUCUCGCGCCGGCUCAGCCAAUCUGAAGGAAAAUCAGUCGACCACGCGCCGCUCACGCUCUCGGCGGGAUAGUAUCCUGGACAGCCCUUUCAGCAGUAGACCUGCGUCGCGCAACACAUCUCCCACCAAGGUCCCUCUUGCGCCUAAGCUAUCGCUCGGACCUUCUUUGUCUCGCUCUCAGCCAGAGAAUACGACCAAGCCCCGUCCCAAGAAGUCUCUAGUCAGCCGAAGCACGACCACUUCUCCUUCCCGCCAGGACGCAUCUAGUCACAUACGCCGCCCUUCUGCUCCCGAGCCGCCCCGUCCGACAUUUGCUAACGCUUCUUUGAGCUCGCUGGACUUGCCAUCUGCCUUUCCUGCCUCGCUGGACCAUUUGGGCUUCGAGUAUGGUUUCGGUCUGGGUUUUUCGGACCCUGAGACCCUUCCCCUCUUCCAGCCCCGCGACAUUGAGAUCGACUUUAACCGGCCUCCUUCGCAACUUUCCAUCUAUGGCCUCGACUACGACUCCGACGACGAAUUUCGCCCGCCCGGUGAUGGUCCGCAGGCUGUCUCGACGCCGGCUAUGAUACGAAUCGAACAUGUCUUCGGCGGUCGUCUCUCCGCUUUGCAGAAUUACCGGCCGUCGUCGCCUUCAGCUGCUUCUUCUGACGACACGAUCAUGUCGCCUAGCCAUGGACUUGCGAAGUCGCAGAGCGUUCCGAAUCUGCACGCCCAAACUCAGCCAAACUUCGCGACGUACCAGUCCCCCGCGUAUAAUCGACAGUCUCGCCAAUGGUCGGACGACAGCCUUCUCUCGCCGCCAAAGUUCUCGGACCACGGCAAUCGUGAUGAGGACCCCUUCGCACGCGAUGCGCACAUGGCUUACGAUGUGCCCAUGGUCGAUGACGAAGAUGAGGAGCUGGACGAUAUGUUGGGCGCGUUCGUGGCCGCCCCGUGUCCCGAUGAGGAGGAUGAGGAUGAGGUGAUGCCGCUUUUCCGACAAGUGCAUGCAGAGGACACUGAAGCGGCGUCUCAACUGAAGGACAUGCUUGACAAGAUGGUGCUGGAUGAUCGUCAAGACAUGCGCCGCUCCCUUCCUCUUCGCACUCGGUCGUUGGAGGAGUGCGGACGUAUGUCUCUGGGUGGACCGAUGGAGCUGGGUCCGUUGGUUGGACGGCAGGGCAGGGACAGGCGCGGGACCAUUCGCGCGUCUGACUUCCUCCCUCCUAUUUCUGCUGGCCGCGCUCGCAGUGGUACCAUCCGCCCCUCCGACAAUGCCCUUCCACAGCGUACGCGUAGCGGGACGGUCAUCGGUCCAGCGAAGGGUGUCGACGCUCCCCUCACAUCGAGGAAGCGCAGCGGGACCGUCAUGAAAAUCGUGCAACCCGCAGUCGUCGAGGAACAUGCUCGCACGGAGGAUUGUGUUUCUGCCCCAAAGCCAGUCACCCCCGACAAACCGACGGCAGUCUCACGCCUUGCCGAGCCCACCCCCAUGGAUGUCGACGAUGACAUGGAGGCCGUUCAGGACUCAGGUAUUGGACUCGGACCCAGCCCUAUGGACUCUGACGACGAGCUGCUCCUCAAGUCGGACGAUCCCAUUCCUGGAGGUGUCGAACGUCUGGGGCGCAAGGCUUCUGGGGAUGCAGGGCGCGUGUGGUCGGUGCAGGGGCGGUCAGAGGAUAGUCUGAGCUAUUGGUGA